CAACCCAAUCAUUUUUUUUCACAUAUUUGUUUAUUUUUCUUGCUCUUGAUAUUAAAACAGGAAAAGAGAAUAAUACGAUUAAAAUUAUAUUAUUUUUUCUAUCAAAAUUCUAUUACAAAUUCAACGUAUUCGAAAAGCGUGCUGAGAAAAUUGCACUUGUUGACUUUUCGAGUGAGGCAAUCCCACAUUCCAGGGCACACAAGUACAGAAACUCAACUCUACACUGAGGGAAAUAUUCGUGGUGUAUUCGAUUGGUAGUAUUCCAGCAGAUAACUGCUUCAUGUGCUUGUUUUUCUGGCAACUGGCGCAUCUAAAUAAAUGGCCAUUGUUGUGGGUGUGUGAAUGACGCAUCGUCAGCUGUUCAGAAAGAACUAAGUACGACGUCCGCGAAGGCCAGAGCUUUAAACACUUUCAAUUGCAUUUCCAGUUCGAUAAAAAGAAAAAAAAAAUUUUCAUUUGUGGAUUACUCACCCACAUACUCCAGCCAGCGAUCUAUCAUACAGUCGACUCAGCCGAGGGAGUGAGAGCCAGUAACCGUCCGUAGAAACCGAAGAAGGAAACGCCAACGCAUCUGUUGCCAUCUCAGAGGAGGAUCCGCAUCCGAUCUAAUCCGAUCCGAACAUGGCAACCUCACCACGCACCGGCGGUGCCAGUGGCGCCGGCACAGCGCAGCGACCAAAUGGCACCUCCCAGAAUAAAAGUUGCCAAUUCAAGCUGGUGCUGUUGGGCGAGUCGGCUGUUGGGAAAUCCUCCCUUGUCCUGCGAUUUGUCAAGGGACAGUUUCACGAGUACCAGGAGAGCACGAUAGGUGCUGCCUUCCUCACACAGACCAUUUGCAUAGAAGACACCGUUGUCAAGUUCGAGAUCUGGGAUACGGCCGGACAGGAGCGAUACCAUAGCUUAGCUCCUAUGUACUACCGAGGAGCGCAGGCCGCCAUCGUCGUCUAUGAUAUUCAGAAUCAGGACAGUUUUCAAAGGGCGAAGACUUGGGUCAAGGAACUGCAUAAACAAGCCUCACCAAAUAUUGUUAUUGCGUUGGCUGGCAACAAGGCGGAUCUGUCAAACAUUCGCGUCGUGGAGUUCGAUGAAGCGAAGCAAUACGCCGAGGAGAACGGCUUGCUGUUCAUGGAAACGUCUGCGAAGACGGGCAUGAACGUUAACGAUAUCUUCUUGGCCAUUGCCAAGAAACUACCUAAGAACGAUGGCGCCAACAAUCAGGGAACCAGCAUAAGGCCGAACGGGAACGAAACAAAUCGACCGACAAACAACUGCUGCAAGUGAUGUCCUUUUGUAGAAAAUGAAAUUUCCAACGAGAGAUUUGAAAAGUUUAUGCUGAUAAUUAUGAAUAAAAAAAUUAUUUAAAAAUUUAACUGAAAAAAAAAAAAAUAAGAACAGAGAAUACA
This is a messenger RNA of Drosophila ananassae, 1403 nucleotides long. RefSeq names its product ras-related protein Rab-5B. The transcript has 7 exons. The coding region runs from base 622 to 1281 and encodes 219 amino acids. Lineage: Eukaryota; Metazoa; Arthropoda; Insecta; Diptera; Drosophilidae. Gene Ontology annotation, molecular function: GTP binding; GTPase activity. The record is from RefSeq and is a predicted model, not a curated record.